ACACGCUGAUUACAGUGUUUGCCGAUCACAGUGUAACAAUUACAUAAACCUUCCUUCCCCUCAAAGGCGAUGACCAAGGUUUUCUCUGGUUCCCGAUUUCUCCUGAAAACCCUCACAUUUAGGAGGAGUUCUCGCGUGUUCGGAGUGGACGCAGGGGCAGCUAGGUUUUCUUCCAAUGGCGGCGGCGGCGGCAGCGUUCGCUUCCCGUUGUCUGCAUCCAACGCUCUGGUCAUUCAAAAAGGAGACAUCACCAAAUGGUCCAUCGAUGGUUCCACUGACGCAAUCGUGAAUCCUGCAAAUGAGAGAAUGCUUGGAGGUGGUGGUGCAGAUGGAGCUAUACAUAGAGCUGCAGGCCCGGAUCUUCUUCGUGCAUGCCAAAAUGUUCCAGAAGUCAGGCCUGGUGUUCGCUGCCCAACUGGGGAGGCAAGGAUCACGUCAGGUUUUAGGCUGCCUGCUUCUCAUGUUAUUCACACUGUUGGCCCCAUCUACAAUGCUGUUAGUGAUCCUUCUGCCUCUCUGGCAAGUGCUUACAGGAAUUGUUUGAGGAUUGCAAAAGAGAACAACAUCCGCUAUAUAGCAUUCCCAGCCAUAUCAUGCGGUGUCUAUGGAUAUCCUUAUGAAGAAGCUGCUACAGUGGCGAUUUGUACCAUCAAAGAGUUUUGGAAUGACAUUAAGGAGGAAUUGCACCUCUUCACACACAAUGCUCAUGAUUCGGUCAAAUCCAAUGAUGAUUGAAGAUUGAGAUUGAGUGGAAGAUGAUGAAUUACUAUUGCCACCAAUUUCAACUGCAAUGGAGGAUGCCUCUUGUAGACUUGGAGAUACAUACUCAUCAUAUAGCUCUUCCAAUGAAUUUCGUACAUUUUUUAUAUUCUCUAACAACUUUUUCAUGUUUAUAUAUAUCAAUGGAAAACAUAUAUCAACAUAUGAAAUUUACACCUGGGAUCUAAAACACUAGCAAUUAGCCAUCAACUAAUUGCAUUCACCCCAAAUAUUUGUCAAACUUUAUUUUCAUUGUAGCAAAACUUAUGCAAGAUACAGACUAGAAGUAGUAUACUCACUACAUGAUAUCACAAGAAUGACUAGAUUAUACGCUUCACGAAAUUGACAAACUUUCUCAACUCUAUCCCAAUCUUAAUUUGAAUGUGUAAAGUCAUAAUGCGAUUCUCUUUCAUUGUAAGAUGGAAAUGCAAUCAGAAAUCUUAAAUGUCAAUACAAUUGAUAACAUGUGAUAUAUGCAAUUUCAUCUUGUUGGGACAUCAAGUAUAAGCUUUCUAUCUUUCAGUCCCUUGUGUUCAUUGACAUCACCUUGCAUCAUUAUGGCUACACUUUCACGAAUGUUGUAUUGAUAUCGUUAAUUUUGCUAAGGCUAUCAUGCACUAACAAGUUUAAAAUAACUUACUACACAAUAACAAGCUGUCUUUCAAAUGUCUUAAGCAUGAAUCAUCGUAAGAUGCAUUGUCGACUAAAACUGAAAAAAAACCUAAUUUCCAGUUCCCAAAGAUUUCAAACACUUGGAAACUGCCUUAGCCAGAUCAAUCUCACACCUUACAAAACUCAACUCAAUACCUUCUUUUGGAGUUUCUACCCAACAUUAAUGAAAUGGUUAGUGAUAACCAUGUGAUUUGCUACUUGGUGACUUGAUCUCCAUAUGUCAGUAGUAACACUAAAUUAGCUUUCACUAUUUUCUUUAUUCCGACUAACUUUUGAAAAUAUGAAUUCGCUUAUUGGAAGACCCACAUCCAAAUAUCAUCCUCAACAACAUUAAAAGGGAGCUCGUACACCAUAGUUGUAGUAGCAAUAAUUUCCCUUAUCUUCUCAUGUGCAUAUCUAACCCCAAAACUCAUAAAUGGGUUGCCUAAUUUAGAAGUUUAAAAUGAUUAAUAACUGUUUCUGUAGUCAUGUGGAGCCUCUUUUUCAUGCAAGUUGAAAAAGAAUAAAAAUGCAUGAAAAUGAGGUUUUAUAUGACCACAGAAGAAAGUGUUAGUCCUUUUCAUGGGGUUAGAUAUUCUAAUGAGAAGAUAAAUAAAAUUAUUGCUACUGCUAUUUUGGUGCAUGCGCUCCCAUUUAAUGUUGCUGAGGAUGAAGUUUGAAUGUGGGCCUUCCGAUAUGUGAAUUCAGAUUUUCAGAAAGUUUGUUGGGAAUCAACAAGAGGAUUGCAUGAGAUUAUAUAAGGCAAAAAAUGAAAUUAUUAAAAGCUUUGAUGAUAAGUGUUAGCAAAUUUUGUCUAACUAGUGAAGAUUAAGUCCCUAAGUAGCAGAAUACAUGAUUAUGACUAGUCAUUUUAUUGGUGCUAGGUGGAAACUCCAAAAGUGGGUAUCGUAUUUUGUAAAAGUUCAUGGGAUUGAUGUGCUCGAUGCAAGAAAAGUUUAAGUGAAGAUAGUAAUAUAAUGGCCAAACCAGCUAUAAUAUGAGCACCGCUGCUACCAUUUUGAUUUUGGAUUAUAUUUUCCAUUUAUUUAUGUACAACAACUCAUAGUAGACCGCAUUAAGCUCAAGCAUGUGAAGCCACAACUAACCGAAACUCAAUAUUCAAUGACAAAAUUGCAAAAUAGAAGUUAAAAAAUUUGCAUAUUCACUACAGAAUUGCAAAAUGGAACAAUGAUAAAACUCUCAUAUUAGAGAAAACACACAACUAGAGGAUCUAAUGGCUAAAAACCACAAUCAAAUAGGUCUUAAGACUUUAACAUAAAACCACAAUCAAAUAGGCCUCAGGUAUGUACAACACAAAUAACAGUUCGGUUCUAAAAACUUAGAGGCAACAAGAUGCAACUGCCAUUACACUUAAAAAAGGUUACAAAUCUUCAUAGUAAUCUCCUCAGAUUGUUCAUCCACGUACAAAAUAAGAGAAUAGUUGAUGUUAUUGGACUGAAAAAUACUUCAAUAAUAAUAAUAAUAAUAUUACAAAUAAAACAAAUACAUCUCAAAGACGUUUCAACCUUUCACUUUCGCUUCAAGUUAUACUUGUGACGAAGUCAAUCCCCACCACUAAUAAGUGCUUCAAUAGAUUCCAAAUUCCAUAUAUAGCCAAAUUCAUCGACACCUCUCCCUCCAACCCUAACAAUAGCUAGAAUAUCAGUAGCCAUCUUUGACAAGAUCUUAUAUUUUAAGCUAAAGUUCCUCCACCACUAUUUUCUUCUUUUAUCUUAUAUAAUCUCAUACAAUCCUCUCGUUAUUCCCGACUAACUUAUUGGAAGACCCACAUCCAAAUAUCAUCCUCAACAACAUUAAAAGGGAGUCGUACACCAUAGUAGUAGUAGCAAUAAUUUCCCUUAUCUUCUCAUUUGAACAUCUAACCCCAAAACUCAUAAAUGGGUUGCCUAAUUUAGAAGCUUAAAAUGAUUAAUUACUGUUUCUGUAGUCAUGUGGAGCCUCUUUUUCAUGCAAGUUGAAACAGAAUAAAAAUGCAUGAAAACGAGGUUCUACAUGACCACAGAGAAGAAAGUGUUAGUCCUUUUCAUGGGGUUAGAUAUUCUAAUGAGAAGAAAAAUAAAAUUAUUGCUACUGCUACUUUGGUGCUUGCGCUCACAUUUAAUGUUGUUGAGGAUGAAGUUUGAAUGUGAGCCUUCCGAUACAAGAGGAUUGCAUGAGAUUAUAUAAGGCAAAAAUGAAAUUAUUAAAAGCUUUGAUGCUUCUCAUGCUUAAGAAAUGAAGGACAACUUGUCAUAAAGUAGUAAGUUAUUUCUAUGCAAGGCAUUAUUUCAUGUUAAAUAUUGUGCACAUUUAUUCAACUUGUUACUGCAAGAUGGCUUUAGCAAAAUUAAGGAUAUCAUUUACAACAUUCGUGAAAGUGUAAAGUAUAUUAACCAUAAUGAUGCAAGGUUGCUUUCUAUGAUGUUGUUGAACAAAAGGGAUUGAAAGAUUGGAAGCUUAUACCUGAUUGCUCUUCAUAUCAGAUGCAUUAAAAUUUAAGAUUUCAUUUCUUUACAAGGAAAGAGGGCCACAUUAUGACAACGCACCUUCAAAUGAGGAUUGAGAUUUAAAUGAGAAAGUUUGUCAAUUUUUUGAAGCAGUUAAUCUAGCCACUCUUGUGAUAUUAGGUAGUGAGUAUCCUUCUUCUAAUCUGUACUUUGCUGAAGUUUAGAGGGUGCAACAAGUUAUUAAUAAUGCAGCAGAGGAUAUAGGUGUCUUUACGAGAGAAAUGGAAACUCCAAUGAAAAUAAAGUUUGAUAAAUACUGGGGUGAGUGCAAUUUUUUGAUCUCAGGUGCAAAAUUAAUAUUGUUGAUAUCUGGCUUGUUAAUAGCGCGCUAUAGCGGCGCAAUAGCUCUUUAGCGUAGCGCCCUGAGGUUCACCGCUACUCCGCUAUUCGCCGCUAUUGUCUGCUAUUUGCCGUUAUAGCGUUCGAAAUAGCGUUUUUUAGGCUUGCCGCUACGCUACGCUAUCCGCCAUUUACAACCCUGGUUGAUAUAUGUUUUCCGUUGAUAUAUAAACCUGAAGAAGUUGAUAUGGAGAAUAUAAAGAAGCAACAAAAUUCAUUAUAUGAUGAGUAUGUGUCUCUAAGUCUACAUACAAGGUCUUGUCAAAGCUGACUAUUGGUAUUCUAGCUAUCUCAAUUGCGGCCUCAGAGUCUUACUUUCAGUGCUCUAGGAAGAGUUAAUGAUGAAUUUCGCUCUAGACCGAAUGAUGAAUCUAAUUAAUCUAUUGAAGCCCUUAUUUGUGGUGGGGAUUAAAUUCGUCACAACUAUAACUUGAAGAAAAAGUCAAAGGUUAAAACUUCUUCUUUUGUGGAGGGUAUUUGUAUUUAUUAUUAAUUUUGAAAUAUUUUUCGGUCUAAAACAUAAGUUAUUUUCUUAUUUUGGAGGUGUAUGAACAACCAAAGGUGACCACCUUGAUGAUUUGAGACUUUUUUUAUGCUGCAUCAUAGUUUUUAGAACUAAACUGUUAUUUGUGUAGCUAAGGCCAGAGACUUUUGAUUGUAGUUUAUAGUUUAGUAAGGGCCUAAGACAUAUUUGAUUGUGUGUUUUUUAGCCAUUCGAUCUUCUAAUUGUGUUUUCUCUAAUAGGAGAGUUCUAUCAUUGUUUUGUUUUACAAUUCGUUAGUGAAACUGCAAACUAUUUUGCAUUUUUUGAAUAUUGACUUUCUGUUAGUUGUGGCUAUGUGCAGAGUCUAUUAUGAGUUGUACAAGAAUUAAUGGAAAAAUAUAAUUCAAAAUCAAUUUGUAUCUGUUAUCGAGACAAAACAAACGAAGGUUGUCACCUUCAAAACCAGAUUGCAUAAAGUCAGCCAAGAUCAAUAUAAUAAGAGCAUCUCGAACCAUGUGACGCAAACUAAGAUCUCAAAUUGUAAGAAACGUCGCAGAUGAGAAAACACAGCAGACCCAUGAACCAAACUGGAAGAGAAAGACCGAAUGACCAUUAACGGUGGCGCCACAACACACGUCAAAUAAAGGGCUUUAAAAACCAAACUUGGCCAGAACACAAAUAGGACCAACGAGAACAAUGCAGCGCAAUACAAUUAGAUCCAACCAAACACUUCUUGAAUACAACCUCCACCAAACCAGCAACAAGGAUAGCGAUUGUCAGCGGUGGUUGACUGUGGUCUCUAUUAGGAUAUUUAGCAAUAUCCAACACUUCCCCUCAAGCUAUAACAUACAUGUCAUAUGCAUAGCUUGUAACAAAUAUAGUUAACUUGAGAAGCCGCUGCUGCUGGAGAGAGAAAUUCCCAAAAACAAUCCAAAAAUCUUUUCCAACUCUAAAACCACAACUAUGCCAACCAAAACCAAGAAACCAAACAAGAAACUAGAGCAACCCAACACACUAAUUGAGAACUUGACUGGACCAAAGAGCCACGUGGUGUAGAGAACUGUACGGUUAGCAAUCUUGGGGUACUUCAUACGGUAUAUAAGCCCUGGAAGCAGCUCUGAUAACUUGAAUAUGAUAAUUUUUUAUAUUGAUAUAUUGAUAAACUUGUACAAUAUAUAUAGAUGUAAAAGAUAUCAAAACUAUAUCUUUCUAAAUCUAAGAUAUACUAAUCUAAGAUAGAGAAACAAAUCUAAACUAUAUCUUAAUGAGAUAAGACUAAUAAUAAACUAAAUCUUAACAGAUAUUCAACAGUAUCAAUGAAGCUCAUAUUAUAGCUCAUUUGACCAUUAAAUUAUCUGCAAUGAAACUUUUUCUUGGUCCCUUGGUGAGAAUUUCAUUGUACAUAAUUGAGCGUACUGAUUUAAUUGCAAAUGCCUAUAUUUGUUCUUUGUAAGUGGAUUUAAAUUAAUCUAGUCGAUUUAAAUAAUUUGGAAAGACUAGAAACCUUCUUUUGAAUAAAUUUGUCAUUAGUCUAUUUGAGCUAUUAAAUGAAAUAUGCCUUUUAAUAGACUUGAAAGUAGGAGAAACUGUAUUAUUAUUUCUUAAUCAGAGAAUACAAAGGGUAAUUACAUUAUAUAGAAGAAGACUAAUCCUAAAUAAGGAAAUAACUAAUUAUGUACACAAUCUCCUAAUAAGAGAAUAAAUCUCCUAAUACUGAAUAUAAUAUUCUAAUAAUAAUUCUUAUAUUAAUUCCUUAUUUACAACACCCCCCCUCAAGCUGGUGAAUGGAUAUCUAUCAUUCCCAGCUUGCAAGUAAGCUCUCUAAACCGCUCCAAGGGAAGUCCUUUGGUGAGCACAUCAGCCAACUGAAGUCCUGAGGGGACGUACUGUGUAGAUAUAAGACCACUAUCCAAUUUCUCUUUGAUAAAGUGUCGGUCUAUCUCUAUGUGCUUUGUUCUGUCGUGUUGGACUGGAUUGUGCGCAAUACUAAUGGCAGACUUAUUAUCACAGAAGAGUCUCAUGGGAGCUUCAUACUUUAUUUUUAAAUCAUCUAGUAUGAUCUUCAUCCACAACA
Molecule: messenger RNA, 6814 nt
Organism: Lotus japonicus
Lineage: Eukaryota; Viridiplantae; Streptophyta; Magnoliopsida; Fabales; Fabaceae
Exons: 7
Coding region: 70-735 (221 amino acids)
Source: RefSeq, a predicted model, not a curated record